AACGCAUUGAAACACGCGCUAUCCCUAACUCGGAUUCGAAUUUAUCGACUUUAUCCCAUGCAAACUUGCUAAUUGCGGCUCAACUUCUCUAUCGGAUUUCCAUUAUUGGAAUUUUUCACUCGCACCAGUUGCAGUGUUGUCAUUCACGCAGCUUUGCAAGUCAACUGUAAAUUCACCGAGUCUCUUUUCUGUCGGAGUUUGAAAUUUGCUCCCUUCAGGUCACGAGAGUCUGUUUUAUUUCCUCAACUAUAAGCUACAGUGAUGACCAUGAACUCCUGCGAGCACCUCCUGGAACUCACCCUAUACGAUGCGGAGUCAACCUCCAACGACGAAAGCGCUCUUACACCUUGGUAUCCCCAGGUGCAGCCACCCCUACUUGAGGAGCCUUCUUUUUUCAAUGAAGCCUGGGUCUCUGAUAUUGUGGCUAACCAAGCAGCCAGCGAACCGGAAGUGUAUCAAGAUUCCGAGGCAAAUAUCGCCUCCAGCGCAGCCGCAAUGACGGCAGUGGAUUUGCCAUCAAUCUCACACGCUCCUCAUGCAGAAUCUCAUUGCGGAAACAGAGCUUUAAAGUGCCCGGACGGGCAUACAACCAGUAGCCCGAUGCGCUUAAGCAUGGUUUCCGAGGCGAUGAGUGAUCGUACGAUCGAUGCCGGGGGCCAAGAACUUCUGGCAAUUAAUGGAAGCAUGCAGAUGUCCUUGACCGUCUCAUCGCCCUUGAAGAAUAGUACAGCGCUCAGCUACGGCCUAGAAGAGACGAUGCCAACACAGGAUAUGGAUCAAUUACCAGUUCAUUCUAUACCAGCAUCGCCACGCGUCACUUUGUCGACUGCUGAUUUUGACGAAGCGUUCCAAUCUUGCGCUUUGGCUAAUUACGUAUCCGACCAAGGGUUGAUACCAAAUGACCGAACCAUUGAGAUAUCAGGCUCAUGGUCUGGCGUUUAUUCUCCUGCUGGAAUCGAUGUGACUCAAUCAUUCACCCCAGUCUCAGAUAUUCGGUCUUUAGACAGCUGUGCAGCGGAGACUAAAUCAUCACAUCAACGAUUAAAGAGGUCGCAUCCGACUUCUGGCUUUUCGUGGCAUGUAUCAAAUCCCUCACAUCCAUCUCAGGCGUCAUUCCAAGAAGAAUCAUCCAAUCUACUGAAUACGAAAGGGACCGGCGGUGUCUUGCCUGGGGAUGAGCCCCUUCAAUCAACAGCAUCAACGAAGAAAGCAAAGACGAGCGUUGCAUACGCGAAUAAUUGCACAGAAUGGCAAAUUUCCGGGUACACAAGUGAGCAUCACAGUGUAGCUGUUACUAGCGGAAAAUUGAAAAAUGCUACCAAGUGUGCUCGGUGCAAACAUGACAAGCAACCAUGCUACAAUGGCUUCCCAUGCGACCGCUGUAGACCGUACCUCCAAAGACGCCAGCAGUCUAUCAGGAAGGUACACUGGGCCGGUUGCUAUGUCAGCGAACUUGUCAUGCUCAACCCACUGCUAGUUUUCGUUGAUUACAACAAUACGCUAUUGGGAACUCUUGACGAAGCAAUCCUCACGAUUGCAGAGCUACAAGGGUGGGAAUAUAGACCGAGAAAGUCCCCUAGUAAUGCACAAACACGCUUGUCAGGACUGCUCCGGACAAUUGCUAUUCAAGGGCUGGAACGAUUCCCUGUUCUGGCAAACGGCUCAAAGCAGAAUCAGACUGCCGGACCUCACGAUGUUGAGGUUGAAAUUCCACUGGGAUUCCGCAUGUCCAUAUUUCGAAAAUAUGUUGGCAAACAUCACCUUCCCGACCGACGAGCUUUCUACGUGGCACCAGAAAUGUCCUUGAACCCCACGCAACAUUUUGCUCUAAGUCUUGUUGCGUGCCAUUGGUCGCUGAAACUACUUGAGGACGUUUUUGCAAAGGCACAGAAAGACCAACAGUGGACUCAAGAUAGAGACGCGGACUUCGUGUAUUCGGCCCUGUCGUUUAGCGGGACAAUAUGCGACCCUUUUUUCAACGGGUUGCAUGACAUGAGGUAUCCUCCAAGCCCGUGUACGUCUCAGCGUUAUAUAUCCGAUACUCUCCUGUCAAAGUUCAAGCAGCAGACAGCAUACGUCUUCGAUUACGUGAAAUGGAACUUGCGUACUCGUCCGGAGUCACUUCAAGCAUGGAACGGUUUCUUCGGACUCAGGGGCAAGGGGUACUGGGGAGUCAACAAAGGCAGCUUAUACAACUCCUUCCACAAUGUGGGUAGAACGUAAUGGACUCAAAAGUUACCAUUGGCGGAAAGCGUUUUCGGAUUUGUUAUAUUAUGUAUGACUUAGAUUUUGCUUACACACACAGCCGACGCAAGCUCAGCGUUGGAUCGCUGGACUACGGUCUCAUCGCAUGAUGGCGUUUCUGGGAACGGCGGGGAAAAUAGGUUAGUUAAUGUUUCGGCAAAGUAACAUUCAUACAUUCACCUGAUAAUUUCG
This is a messenger RNA of Eremomyces bilateralis CBS 781.70, 2436 nucleotides long. RefSeq lists its product as uncharacterized. The coding region runs from base 262 to 2223 and encodes 653 amino acids. NCBI's taxonomy places the organism in Eukaryota, Fungi, Ascomycota, Dothideomycetes, Eremomycetales, Eremomycetaceae. The transcript is spliced from 4 exons. The record is from RefSeq and is a predicted model, not a curated record.